UAUAACCUGCUAUCUAGAUUGUUUGAUUUUUAUAGGUUUUGCAUAAGUUUUCAGUUGUCUUAAAAAUAUUUGUGAUAAUUUAGUCGAUGUUGUUUUCCAUCGAUAUGAAUUAAUAAUUUAAGCAAAAUUGUACUCAUCUGCAACUUUCGCCAGUUAGUAUACACAAUAUUGCACUCAGGUUUCAGAAAUGUUUUCUAAUGGCCUGACAUGUAAUCUUCCGUUCAGUUGCAUGAGUGUUACAAGAGAUUCAGGCUCCGAUGAACUACUUCCUAAUAAAAUGGCUCGUGAACCUGUACUGUUAAAUGUCUAUGAUAUGUAUAAAAUUAAUGAGUAUACAUCUAAUAUUGGGUUAGGUGUAUUUCACUCAGGGGUUGAAGUAUAUGGAACAGAAUAUGCAUAUGGUGGACACCAGUAUCCGUUUACUGGUAUUUUUGACAUUAAUCCAAGAGAUGAAAAAGAUUUGGGAGAGCAGUUUCGUUUUAGGCAAACCAUCCACAUAGGCUAUACCGAUUUUACAGAAGACGAAAUCAAAAGACUAAAAAAUGAACUUGGAAAAGAAUUUCGUGGCGAUCGUUAUCACCUUAUGAAUAACAAUUGUAAUCAUUUUUCUGGAGCUUUUACCAAGAUCCUAUGUGGUCAAGAUAUUCCACCAUGGGUAAAUCGAUUAGCGUACUUUAGUAGUUGGGUACCAUUUCUGGAACGUUGUUUGCCAAAAGAAUGGUUGAUGCCAAUGGCGUUGCAACACUCUCUAAGUCACAGACAAGAUUCAACUUGUUCAGAAUCAUCAACUUCACCAUAUUAACCCUUGCCAAAAAAUCGAUAGGAACAUGAAUUAAAUACGGAUUGGUAUACUUAUUAUAUAACACAAAGUAAUAUUUUAUUUUUAUAUUGAUUUAAUGGUGACUAUUGACAACGUUA
This is a messenger RNA of Zophobas morio, 918 nucleotides long. RefSeq names its product deubiquitinase DESI2. NCBI's taxonomy places the organism in Eukaryota, Metazoa, Arthropoda, Insecta, Coleoptera, Tenebrionidae. Gene Ontology annotation, biological process: protein deubiquitination. Gene Ontology annotation, molecular function: deubiquitinase activity. Bases 188 to 802 code for a protein of 204 amino acids. The record is from RefSeq and is a predicted model, not a curated record. The transcript has 5 exons.